Prorocentrum cordatum is the source of this 2466-nucleotide messenger RNA. The record is from the annotation of a GenBank genome assembly. Lineage: Eukaryota; Dinophyceae; Prorocentrales; Prorocentraceae.
AUGUUGGUCGAGCGGUGGUUGCGGUCUCAAUCUGAUUUCGGCAUCGCGGAGCUUGCUGAUCAUCCAGACGGAAAGCUGGAGCUCGAUGACCUUUUCGGGUCCGAGGGCUUCAAGCUGUACAGUGAGGCGCUCGCUCGUAAGCAUUCGAAGCAGGAAGGCGGCGCUGGACAGGGUAUCGCGCGGGAAGUUCUCAGGAAAGCGCGCGGGGGGGCGUUCGUCGAAGCGUUUGACUUGGAGCUCGAAGAUAGGCUAGGGAUCCAAGGAAAGGCGCGGGGUCUCGCAGGGAGGGGCAUCGCGGCCUUCUGGCCCCCCAUUUUUGCGAUCUCCAAGAGCGCUAGCACUGAGCUCGCGCAUGCUGGAUGGCUUUGGCUCGCCCGGCACGUUUCCGAGGCGGUUGAAGUGGCGCCCAGACUGUUGGGCGACGUUCUCGCGCGCGGCGGGGCGCUGGCCCAAGAUGCUCAGCUGCAGGCGCAGCUCGUCUUAUUUCAACCGCGCCUCGGCGAGGGCGCGGCGACGAGGUCGGGCGCCGCGAUCGCCCGGGCAGGGAACUUCGCGCGCCUGUGGCCUCCGCCCCCGCCCGAGGGCCGGGCGCGGAGCGCGCGCCAGUUCUUCGAGCCUCGAGAAGACGACCGCGCCCGCGCUCGGAGGGGGGCCCGCCUAGUUGCCUCGUCAAUCUACGUUUGGGCGGCGAUCGCGCCCUCAGAGAAUUCUUUGUCGACGUUAGAGGAUUCCGCCAGAUGCGACGCGUACUGCCGCGCCCCGCGGAGAUGGGCGCAUUUUGAACAGUUCGCGCAGACCCAUUCAGAGAACGCUUGCGUCGCUGAGACGCGCAGGCAGGCAGAUCGCCGCUGCGCCCACUCGUCUGGGAGAUCGCAGCUGCGUUGUGCGUCUGGGCAGCGGGGCGCUGGAGACGCCGUGGGGGAGUUCUGGCGAGGUUCGCCCACAUGCCCGAUGGCUCCAGGGUCUACGCUGACCCGUAGGCCCAGCAGCGCCAGGCUCAGAGUCUGGGCGCGCGAACAUCCCGAAGCUGUUCAGGCUUGCGAGGAUGCCGCGGGAAACCAUCAAGAGUGGCUCACCGAGGCCACCGAGAGCGAGGCGCCGCACCAGUACGGCGAGGGCGGCCGCACUGGUACAGCGCAUAUUUUUCAAGGUGUAUCCGCUCAGUGCGUGCCGGAGUGGUACAUCAAUUGGUACCCCGGCUACCCGAUGGACGUGAUCCGCCACUGGUGGUCCAAGGCAGAGCUCAUGAAUGUCAUGAAGAGGUUCAACACAGAUCCGACUCUGCCGCGCGAUUGGCAAAUGGCCAAGGUGUCAAUAUGGUUCUCUACAGCCCUACGCCAUGGUCCGUAUUGGAAAGAUGGAUUCAGCCGAUACUUCGAAAAGAUUGACACUUUCGAUCCAUACGAUGGCUGGGUUGUUGUUGACGACUUGCUGGCAAAUUGGGCUGGUGACAAUCAGUGGAAAGGCUACCAGGACAUGCACGAUGUGCUUAUCAAGGGCAACCCUCACAGCUCAUACGUGUAUUGGGCGUUGCCGAACUGCUGCGAGAUGAUCGACAACCAUGGCAUGCAGAAGGGCAGGCUCCAGAUGAAAUGCGUCGAGGCAACGAUGGAGACGCCAGAGCUUACCUCCGCCACACCGGUGUCUUUCAAGAGGACGCAGGCGGUGGUGGUGCAUGGGCCCGGGAAGGAGCUGGGCUGCGAAGAGUUCGACUGUCAGAAGGCUUACCUGGGCUCCGACGGGAUGAGCACCGGAAGCUUGUCCACAAGAAAUACGAGCAGCUCCACGAGCGCAGAGCAAUCUCCCACGGUCGGAGGCUUCUACCACAAAGCGGAGUCGAAGGUUUCUUCCUCGAGGCGGACGACUGCCGCGGGCGGGGGCGAGGCCCCGGGGUCUCGGCCCCCGCGCGCGGGCUGGUUGAGGAGGCGCAAGUACAGGCCCGCGGCCGCGGGGGCCGCCGACGGCCUGGCGCCGCACUCGCCGCAGGCCGUGGAGGCGAAGACGCCUGCGUGCACCGCCGCGCCGCCGCGGCACGCGGCAACGCCUCUCCGAGGGGCGCGUCAGCCGCAAGAUACCAGCACUGACGAGGCGGCGCGAUCGGCCGUACCUGGCUGGAGCCGCGUGCUCAUCGAGGGGCCGCUGCAGCAGCGGAACCUCCUGGGCUUCUGGCGCUGGAGGUGGUGCGUGCUGGUGCGCGUCUUCGACACGUGGGAGUUGCGGGCCUACGGCUCCCAGGCAGAGGCCCUGGGGGGCCCAGACCAGCCGCUGAGCCGCCAGAGAGCUGCAGGGCUCGCCGUGGACCUCAGCCCGCACCACCCCUCUGUGCUGUCCCUGCUGGACGGCAAGAGUGGCGAGGUCAAGCUGGUCGUGCGCGCCGGCUGCGGCAAGAGGUGGGAGGAGUUUGCGGCAGCGAGCCUGUGGAGAAAGGCCCUAGCCGGCGCAGGCGCCGUGCGCGCGCUGCGGUAG